AUGUCGCGCCCGGGGGUGAAGCACGUCGGCGCGCACCCGCCGAACGCGCUCGUCGCGGCGGCGGCGGCGCUGCUGGCGGCGGGGCUGCUGCUGCUCGCCGUGCUGCGCGCCGACCUCCUCCCCGCCGCGCGCCCCUCGCGCAUAGAGCCCCAGCGCCCGCGCCUCAAGGUGUUCCUCGCGGCGCUGCCCGCGGAAUUCAACUUCCGCCUGCUCAAGGUGCGCGCGCGCCCCUUCCCCCCCUUGAGGGUUCUUCUUCCUGCCCCCUUCCACCUCCCCGCGCCUCAUACCUGCGCCUCUCCCUCCCCCUCCGCCACACCCCGUUCCGCCCUCUCGCUAUCCCGCAUUGAUUUUCCCUGCCACGUCACUCCAUGCCACGUGUGCCUGCAGGGGGAGUGGAUGAGGGACCACCGCGUGCAGCUGCUGACUCAGCACGGCAUGCCGCCAGCGUGGGACCUCACCCGCCCUGCGGUCAACUCAGCUUCCUCCCCCGCCAACCCAUCCGACACCUUAGCUGACAUGGAGGCGCGGUAUUGGUCGAAGCGGCGGUCACACGCACUGGUGCCGGCAUUCCCAGCAGUGCCAUUUGCAGCGGAGCACAGUGCAGAGUACUGGCUCACACUCUCCCUGCUCUCCGGUACUCCCUCCUCCGUGCACCUCGUGUCGCACGCCCGCGACGCUGAUGUGGUGUUCCUGCCCGUCUUCUCCUCGCUGCUCGCCUUCUCAUUCAAUGCCACGCCCACCAACCCGGCUGCUCUGCUGCUUGCUCUGAAACCACCUGACGGGACACCUGAGGUCUCUGGAGCACCUAGCGCAGCAGCAGCAGGAGAGGGGUUAGCCCCAGUAUUCAUGAAGCCGCAUCUGAGCGAGGAAUUCAGUCAUCUGCUCGAUAGCCUCACCAAAUGGCUCCAUGUUCUGACUGCCAGCAGCAGCAAUAGUGGUGGUGGGAGGGCAGGGGUGCAGCCGCGAGUGGUGCUGCCAGUGAGCAUGCCACGUGCUCUGCCUGCCUUCCACGCCCUCCUUCCCUCCCUCUGCACUCUUACCACCGACUUCUCCUUCUCGCCCCUGCAGGACGUGAAUUUCAUGAAGGAUGUGAUUAUACCGUAUGCGCCAAUAGUGGAGCCUUAUCUGGACGACCCUGGUCGCUGGUCUGAUCGCACGACUUUGCUCUAUUUCCGCGGAUCUACAGAGGUCUUCAAUAAUGGCAGGGAACUGCGUCGAAGCUUGGCAAAGCUGUUUUCAGCGCCGCAGUGGAGGCAAGGGGUGGUGUUUGAGGCGGUGGAGCGGAGGGAUGAGAGCGAGGUGACCGUGGAGGACGUGCAGGCCAUGCAGCAUGCCAUGCGCCGCAGCCUCUUCUGCCUCGUGCCUGAAGUGUCAUCCUCUCGGCUCUUCAACGCGAUGGUGAGCGGGUGCAUACCAGUGGUGGUGAGCGACAGCAUUCUGGUGCCCUUCAAGGACCUCACCUCUUAUUCAUCCCCUCCCUCAUGCACCAAUGCAGGCAACACUGUAUCAUCAUCGCGUCUCUUCAACGCCAUGGUGAGCGGGUGCAUACCAGUGGUGGUGAGCGACAGCAUCUUGUUGCCCUUUGAAGACCUCAUCGACUACACACGCUUCGCCCUCUUCAUGCCCUCGCACCUCGCCACGCGCUCCGGCUACCUGGCGUCCGUGCUGCGAUUGGAGGAGAGCAAGUGGAGAGCCAUGUGGCAGGAGCUGCGGCAGGUGCAGCGGCAUUUCAUAUUCGGCAGUCCGGCAGCAGAGGGAGGGGCGGAGGACAUGGUAUGGCAGGCGCUGCUGCGCAAGCAGGCCCGGGAGGCCGCUGCCAGGGAGAGAGCCGCGUGGCAGGGGGGACACGUGGGUACCGAGGGAUCCGAGGGAGGGGGGAUCCAGGGCGGGGGGAACAAGGGCGGGGGGAACCAGGGAGGGCGGGAGGUGACAGGGGGAGGCGGGGCAGGGGGAGAUGGGGCGGGGGCGGGGGCAGGGGGAGGUGAGGUGGGGGGGAUGGAUGAGAGCAUGCUUCCUGAGUUCAUGGUGAGACGGCAUCGCAUGAUGACAGGCAUGCUCGCUGCUGUGGGGCUCAAUGGCAGUGCGUGGCGGGUGAGGGAGCGAGGGGACUUCAUUGCUAGGCAGAUGGCAGAGGAGAGAAGAGAUGCAGGCAGGAGUAGGCGUGAUUAG
Molecule: messenger RNA, 2169 nt
Organism: Closterium sp. Yama58-4
Lineage: Eukaryota; Viridiplantae; Streptophyta; Zygnematophyceae; Desmidiales; Closteriaceae
Source: the annotation of a GenBank genome assembly